Molecule: messenger RNA, 3010 nt
Organism: Salvia miltiorrhiza (redroot sage)
Lineage: Eukaryota; Viridiplantae; Streptophyta; Magnoliopsida; Lamiales; Lamiaceae
Product: premnaspirodiene oxygenase-like
Exons: 2
Coding region: 74-1588 (504 amino acids)
Molecular function (GO): heme binding; oxidoreductase activity, acting on paired donors, with incorporation or reduction of molecular oxygen; iron ion binding
Source: RefSeq, a predicted model, not a curated record
CCAAAACUCCAAAACUCACACUAGCGCAUAAAAAUCUGCAUAUUUCAAAAAAUGCAAGCACCAAAUUAAUAGAAUGAAGCUUGAAUACUUGGUAUACUUGUCCCUCUUCAUCUUGCUGCUACUCAAACUCAGAAAAUCAUCGAAACAAAACAAGAAUAUUCUCUUCCCCCUCCCUCCAGGGCCAUGGAAGCUUCCAUUGAUAGGAGACAUGCACCUUCUCUUUGGCUCUCUCCCACACAUUGCUCUCAGAGAUCUCUCCACCAAAUACGGACCACUCAUGUAUCUCAGACUAGGCCAAGUCCCCACCAUCAUCGUCUCCUCCUCCGACGCCGCCAAGCAAGUCAUGAAAACGCACGACCUCACCUUCGCCUCCCGCCCCCAGCUGCUGGCCCUCAAGAUCAUGUCGUACGACUGCACGGACGUGGCGUUCGCCCCAUACGGCAACUACUGGAGGCAGCUCCGCAAGAUCUGCACGCUCGAGCUCCUGAGCGCCAAGCGCGUCCAGUCGUUCCAGUCGCUGAGGCAGGAAGAGAUUCUGAUUCUCACCCGAUCCAUAGCUUCACGCGCUGGAUCACCGGUUAACCUGACGGCCGAAACUUACGCCUCCGCCUACGGCUUCACUUCGAGGGCGGCGUUUGGCAUGAAGAACACCAAGGGGCAAGAAGCGUUUGUUUCGUUAGUUCAACAAGGCAUCGAAAUGGCGUCUGGUUUUGAUCUUGCUGAUGUGUAUCCCACUGUUAGAUUGCUUCAAGCGAUGAGCCCAACCAGGUGGAGAUUGACGAAGCUGCAUCGCCAUGUGGACAAGAUUCUUGAAAACAUCAUUAAUCAGCACAAAUUAGACAAAACUGCAGAAACUGUCAACUCUAGCACAAGACAAGACGACCUAGUUGAUGUUCUGCUGAGGUUUCAAGAGAGUGGACAUGAACUUCCCCUUACCACUGACAACAUCAAGGCUGUUAUCCUCGAUGUUUUCAGCGCAGGAAGUGAGACGUCAGCAGCAACGGUGGCUUGGGCAAUGACGGAGAUGAUGAGACACACACGAGUCCUGAAACGCGUGCAGGGCGAAGUGAGACGUGUUUUCAAGGACAAGGGAUGUGUGGACGAAGCUCGCUUCGACCAACUCAAGUAUCUCAAGUGUGUGAUAAAGGAGACACUAAGGCUACAUCCGCCACUGCCCCUGUUACUCCCCAGAGAGUGCAGCCAGGUCUGCAGCAUCAACGGAUACCAAAUCCCCUUAAAAGCUAGAAUCAUGGUGAACGCGUGGGCAAUCGGGAGGGAUCCCAAGCAGUGGGACGAUGCUGAAAGCUUCGUCCCAGAGAGGUUCCUUGAUGCUUUAAUCGACUUCAAAGGCAACAACUUCGAGUUCAUUCCAUUUGGCGCGGGUAGAAGGAUAUGCCCUGGGAUUACAUUUGGUCUCGCCAAUGUGGAGCUUCAAUUGGCAACGUUUCUCUAUCAUUUCGACUGGAGUCUGCCCGAUGGCAUCGAACCACAUCAACUAGCCAUGACAGAGACAUUUGGGGCAACAGUUAGAAGAAAAGAUGACUUGCUAGCCGUUCCUACUAUCAAGAUACCCCUCCCAUUCCUCUAGGGGCGGAUAUCCCAACACCCGUGAUCAUUUCAUCAUUUAAGCUAGUUUUGCUUGAUUCAUUAUGUAAGCUAGUUUUACUUGAUUCAUAUGUCAUUGAAAGGGUGAGAUUGGAGAAACCAUACUCUUAUAUCAUGCAAACUAAACGCCCCUAAAUCUAUUUCACGUUUCACAAAAACUUCAACAAUCCAAAUCCAAAACAGAGCAUAUUUGGAAUCUUUCCCAUUGAUCACAACAAAAGUUACAGGACAACAAAAGCAGUCAAUAAACUUGAAGAAUUGCAUCUAUGCAAAUAGGAAAACUUAGGCUCUCUCUUAUAAGCAUACACAAACACUAAGUAUACAUACAUACACAGAGACGUAAUAAUCUAAAUAACAUAAUCCGACCAGUCAGAAAUGUGUGACGUCUGAUCCAUGGUGAAGCUGGGCAUCUUAUCCAACUUAAUCGGAUUCUCCUUCCCCCCAAUCAACCUGGCCGGAUUCCCAACGGCAGUGGUCCUGGCCGGAACCUGCUUGAGCACGACGGAGCCGGCGCCAAUCUUGGCCCCUUCCUCAAUCCUCACAUUGCCAAGAACACAAGUCCCUGCACCAAUCAGCACCCCAUCACCGAUCUUCGGGUGCCGGUCGCCAGAGACCUUCCCGGUCCCACCCAACGUCACGUUAUGCAGAAUCGACACAUUAUCUCCGAUCACUGCGGUUUCGCCGAUCACUACGCCGGUGGCGUGAUCCAGCAAGAUCCCCCGCCCGAUUUUGGCCCCCGGGUGGAUAUCCACCGCGAAGACCUCCGAGACUCUGUUCUGAAUCAAGAGGGCCAAGAUUUUGCGACCGUUGCGCCAUAGAUUGUGGCCUAUUCUGUGAGCUUGGCAGGCCAAGAAUCCCUUGAAAUUCAAGAAGCAAUGGACGUAGCCGAUGCAAGCAGGGUCCCUCUCCUUGACCGCGAGCAGGUCGUCGCACACUGCGCGCAUGAUUUCUUGAUCAUCUCUCAAAACCCCCAUGAAGAGGUCGUAGAGGGUGCCGACGGGGAGGCUGGAAUCGCUCAAUUUCAUGGAGAUGUGAUUGGCCAGACCGCUCUCCAUGGAAUCAUGCGACAGAAUCGAACUGGAGUAGUAGUUGGACAAGAUGGGUUCUUGAUCCACGACCGCCCCCGCCUCCUCCUUCAUCCGCACCCACAAAUCCGCCGCCUGCUUUGCUGAAUUGAUGGGGACGACAUCGGGUAAAUUGGGUCGGCAGAAUUUGACGUAAUUCUCGAAGACGACGUCGUCGUCAAAUUUGUGGGAUGGGGUUUCGGUUCUUGAAGAGUGGACGCAGGUUGCUGCCACGGAGGUCUUAAUGAAAUAUGGCUGCUUUAGAAGAAACGGUGGUGCUGCGAAAUUUGUGGACAUGGUAUAUACAGGGAAAUUUGUGGAUAGGGACAGAGUCAUUUAAC